CUCUGAUUGGCUAGUGGGCGCGGCAUAGCACGUGCUGCACAGUGAUGCACACUGUGGAAUUGGCUCUACGUUUUACGAUCGAGCUGCGCCGAUCACUUGUUGAUUUCUGGUCUCCAGACUUUCAAUAUUAUUAAAAGUCAGCGAUUACGGUGCGACGUUUUGUGUUUCCGCAUAGCUCGCGAUCCAGAUCGUAUCGCUCACUCCACAGGAUAGAUCCCGUUUCUGUCUCUGUCUCUGGAUCCAUUCUGGAUCUAGCUUUAGAUGGUAGCAGAGCCGACAGCGGUUCUCUGAUUUGAUUUGAUUUGUGUCAGGCAAAGUUGGCCUUUUAUCCGACGCGAUACCCGUGACCAGGAAGGCACAGGUCUGUUACACAGCAAAGCGCACACCACAAGCGGUGCAAAUUCCUAAUCUGACGCGGAUUUCCAGCUUCGGUUUUCGGUACGGUAUCUUCAGCGAAGAACCGUGCUGUUUCCUUAGCUGUGCAAGAGUUCAAGAGUUUCAGUCGUCAGUGUUCCUCGGUGUAGAGUCUUCAGCGAAGACCUACACUGGUGUCACUGAUACUCGGCAAGGCUUCAGCGAAGCCUAAGCCGUGGGCCACAAGAGGCGAAGCGCCGAAAGGGGCGCACGGGGAAAAGACAGAUCAGACUCCACCAAACUGGUCGUAGAGCACCACUACUGUUGCUACGGCACAGCCGGCACAGUAACAGACUAAUAGCGCGAGGCACGCUACGGAACAGCGGCGACGCGGGAACGGAUUUGGAGAAGAAUUGGAUCAUCUGGAUCAUUUUUCCCGUGGAACGGACGGACGUGGAACGGACGGACGGUUAACAGGUAGAAAAACCGUUAUUAAUUACGGGAUUGGCUAGUUGAUAAAUUUGGCAAUCUCUAUUGGUUCGUACUGAGCUGAGCGUAGACGUAGGCGGAGUUUUGCACACGGCGCGCAUGUCUGGCCGUUGACCGUGACGUCAGGCUAAUAUAAAAUUUAAAUGGUUUAACGUGAUUGGUCGGUUAUCUGAGCUGUGAUUGGCUGAAAUUUGAACUGAAUAAUUUGAGCUAGCGGACCAAUAGGAACGGAGUAAACAACGUAAAUGGGGAUUUUCCGUUGAACUUUAACUGCAAAGAGGCAAAUUGAGAUGAGACGAGAUAUUUGAAAAGAAAAGUGACCUUUAACUGAAAUUGAGCUGGAAAGUGACCUUUAACUGAAAUUGAGCUGGAAAGUGACCUUUAGCUGAAAUUGAGUUGGAAAGUGACCUUUGAUUUGAAUUGAGCUGGAAAGUGACCUUUAACUGAAAUUGAGCUGGAAAGUGACCUUUAGCUGAAAUUGAGUUGGAAAGUGACCUUUGAUUUGAAUUGAGCUGGAAAGUGACCUUUAACUGAAAUUGAGCUGGAAAGUGACCUUUAACUGAAAUUGAGUUGGAAAGUGACCUUUUGAGUUCAGACGAUUGGGAAAGUGACCUUUACCAAAAAGUUGGAAGUGAUUAGUGACCUUUAGGAUCUGAAAUUGGCAAAACGUGACCUUUAACGAAGUCGAAUAGUAUAGCGAUAUCAGCGGCUGUAGGAUUUUGUCUGUAAACGUGUUCCGAACUGUAAAAGCGGUUUCGAAGUUUUGUCGUAAAAAGUGACCUUUAGGGCAAAUCUCUCGAACUUUUUAUCGAAAAAGUGACCUUUAAACGGAACUUAGCCGAAAUCUUUCAAUCGAAAAGUGACCUUUAACCAGGACUUUGAAAAAUCUCGAAGUACGGAGUGACCUUUAGGACAAUUGAUUAAACCAUACAAUAACGUGUGUGUGAGAACAAUUGGCAGGGGCGUCAAAGUUAUCCGAUCAAAAUGGACAAAGACAAGGAACAACCCACUUCUACCGGCAGCCAGGGAAGCACAAGCUCCCGCAGCUCACAGCAAGGCGCACCAAACCCGUACAAAAAGGAUUUGCACACAUACUUGCGUCCAGUUGGACAUGAGCGGAAUACUCGAGCGCCUAAGGCAUUCGAGAAGAAGGAAUCGCGGGGCUCUGAUAGCACUUAUCAGAAGGCGCUCGAAGCGGUCGCAAAUCAGGAAAGCUCCAGUGACGACCAGAAGCACACUCCCGCGCCUGCGGCGGGAAGUGAACCGAUGAACCAGACAAAGGUCACUGGGGAGGAAAAAUCCACAGAAAGAGGAGCGGAACUAGCUGGAGCAUCACAGUCGGAUGCUACCACCAGCGUAACGGACGAGCAGGAUAAAAAUGUAAACCUGGCUCAAAUGGAAGUUGAAAAGACAAAGGUCACCGAAGAGGAACUGUCUGUACUGGGAUUGGAUGACCUUUCACUGAAUGAUAAGACCGCAAGCGAUGACCUUUGGGCAACUCCAAUGGUGUCAGAUGAAUCGAAUGAAUCGUAUUUCACGGACGACGAAGCAACGAUGAAUAUGUCGUUCCAAUCUGCCAUGAGACAAGCUGACCGGGCCGAAGGGAUGACACCUUUCAAGGAAAUACCCGAGCACCUUAUCGAAAGGACACAAACAGGAAAGGUCAUUAACGUACGACCACCGUCACCGAAUAGUCCUACGUCAACUCUGAAGAGACGCGUGAAGGAAUUGGAAGAAGAGCUCGAAGCCAAGGACGGCCAGGAGAUGAAGAAGAAACAGGAAUAUCAAAACCGGAUAGGAUCUCUGGAUGCUCGCAUUUAUGAAUUGGAGCAACAACAGGCUGACUUGGAAAGCACAGCGGACGGAUGGAAGAUCAAAUACGAACGUCAAAAGGAACUCGCUGAGGAAUACCUAAAGAUGGUAGAUGACAGAGAAAUGGAAGGUCAUCUUGCAGUCAGUGACCUUUACGAGAGUAUGUCGGAAGAAUCAGCGGAAAGGUCACGACACUUAGUAAAAUUGAAGGACGAGUGCGACGCAUUGAAACAAAAGGUCACCGAAGCGGAAGCUAAAAGAGACGAAUAUGGAAACAAACUUGCGGAAGCUACACAGCGACUGUUGACAAACACUAAUGAGGUGUUUAAACUCAGAAAUGAGUUGAAGCUGCGAGAUGAGAGCAUCGGAACUCUCCAGAAGGAAUCACAGGACCAUCAGAGAAGAGCCGACGAUGCCGUCAAAGUGGCUAAGGGCCUGCGUGAUCUUACAGCCACCGAAGGCGCACGGUUGAGCAAUGGAAUAAGACAGGUCAUGGAAGAGAAUAAGGUGCUGAAAGAAAACAUCGGAAAGGUCACCGAAGAGAAUACCGAGUUGAAAGGAGCCGCUAAAACAAUUGCCGAACAGGGCAUGAGGUGGAAACACGAGGCACACCUCUUGGACGUAAAGGUCACGGCGCUCGAACUGAAAGAUAAGGAGUGGCAACAAUCAGUCCACCAGAAGACACAAGAGAUCAUUAAACUCAACACGGAACUGAUUGAUAUGACCCAAACAGUAAUGACGAGAGAAGACGAGGUCACUCAGACAAAAAACCAGCUGAAGGCGGCAGCCGAGGAAUAUACGAAACUGGAAAGAGAUGUGACCCAGUUGGUGGAACACAUAAAAAAAGCGGAGAAUGACACUGAAAAGGUCAUCCAGGAGAAAACGUUCCAACUCCACCAGCACAUGUUGAAGGUCAAGGAGGAGAAUCAGAACUUGAAAACUGAGAAGGAAGAAUUCCAGCUGAAAGUCAGACGCCUUGAAGAAGAGAAUAAGGCCCUUAACAUGUCGAACAAACACAAGGAUGAACAGCUGUUGCAAUAUGGAGUCAGAAUUGCAACAGUGGAGUCACCACCGCCCAGUUACAGUAAAGCACAUGAAACGGGCACGGGCAAAAGUUUCCACUUUGAGAUGCCGCUACGAACUGGUACCGGUAAAGGAAAUGUUAAAAAUGAAACGAACGGUGACAAGGGCAAAGACGACAAAGAACUACCAUCAGGAGGUUAUCCGCAAACGAGUCACGGUGAUCCCUCCCAAUUUCCCCCGCACAUCGAAACGAACGUCUUCAUCGAUGAAGGGAGAAGAGACCGACCGCCCAGCCGGCAAGAGCGCCCACGGAAGUCCCGCUACGGAAAGGCGAAACGAAACCAAAAUGACGACGAAAGUAGCGAAGAGGAGGAUGACCCGACAGCAGAAACGACAGCCGCACAAUUGACAAAAGCACUCAAUUCGAUGGCUCGGAAAACGACGUUAGUGACCUUUGAUGGAAGUCGCGAUGCAGUUAAUGGCUGGACACAAUUGGUCAGGGAUACGCAGCGAACCUACCGACUUACUGAUGAUCAAAUUUUAAUCGAAAUAGCUAGCGCGGUGAAGGGACCGGCAAAAAUCUGGUUCGAGGGAGAGAGAGAAAUCGCACUCCAGGAAGAGAUCGAAUAUACGGUUACAGAAUGGAUGACCAAAUUCAAGGAUGAAUAUGGUGACCGUGACGAAGAAGUUCUUGGGUUACGGGAAGCCAUGGCAAGGAAAUUCGACCUGGGAAAAGAAACACUUGACCAGUUUUACCAGGCGAUAAUGAAAUACAAAGCGAAGCGAAUUAUCACUGAAAAACAAGCAGUCGGUUUCCUGAUCGAAGGAUGCAGAAUAGACAGUGACCUUUAUAAGGCACUGCGAACGCAACAGUGCAGAACACCAACCGAGAUCAAAGAUUUCUUCCGACAUUGGUCGGCGGGAGAGGAAAAAUAUAAAGCACCAAAAGGUCAACGCAACCAGGACUAUGUCACAAUUCGCACUGGACAAGUUGAAACGGUGCCACAACAAAGGGUCGCGGCAGCACCAGUCCAGCAGCCGGUUGAAUACCGAAGGGAGGCUCCGAUGCAAGAAGUCACCAAGGAAGUGACCUUUAUCGACAGCCAGACGGGACAACCACUUACAUAUGCAAUGGUAGCUGCGAUACAGGCGGCGGCCCAAGUGAGGCCAGUACCCCAGAAUGUGGCACCAGCGAACGCGGUGUUACCACAACAAGGAAUGGGUAACGGAAACUUUGGUGGGAACGGAUAUGGAAAUGGAAAUUGGAAUGGAGGUCAAGGGAACUUCCAGAAUCAAGGUCAAGGUCAAGGGAACUUUCAGCCAAAUAGAGGAAACCAGAAUAACUUCCAGCAGAAUCAGGGGUCACGAACGGAAUUCAAAUUUCAAAUGAUUGAUGGAUGGGUUGCAAAUGGUGCGCAGAUGUGCCAGUACUGUAUGUACGGCAACCAUCAAACACAGGGAUGUAAGUUCGCAAAUACGCCGCCAGAGCAGAAUCCGAACCUGUUCGCCUUCAGAGAGUGGCAACGCCUUCGCGCCACGGGCGGCUGGCGUCAGGCGGUGGCAAACGGAUAUGACCUGAUCGCUCAAUGGUAUCAGGCGAAAGCGAACUUUCAACAAGGAAACGGAAACUAUGGAAAUGGAAAUGGAAAUGGUGGCCAAGACGGUGGCAAUCGUAGUGGUUACGGUCGCGGCGGCUUCAGAGGAAGAAACAGAGGCUUCGGUCGUGGAAACUGGAAUGGUGGCAACCGAAACGGCGGAAAUGGAGGUGGCCAAGGAAACUACCAACAGGGUGGUGGCCAAUAUAAUAAUGGCGGCGGCGGACAGAAUCCUAACCCGGCAAAUGAUAUCGGACAACAACAAGGAAAUUUACAAGGAAAUGUGCAAGGCGCGCAACAAGGUGGGGCGCCGGUUCAGGGAAACGAACAAGAUCAGUAGGCGCCGG
Molecule: messenger RNA, 5620 nt
Organism: Paramacrobiotus metropolitanus
Lineage: Eukaryota; Metazoa; Tardigrada; Eutardigrada; Parachela; Macrobiotidae
Exons: 1
Coding region: 1828-5613 (1261 amino acids)
Source: RefSeq, a predicted model, not a curated record